AUGAACGAGAAAUUACUCCUUCAGCUUAUUGUGCUAUGCGUGGCUGGAAAUGCUAUUCAUGCACAAGAACAAGGCAUAGAUAUUCUUCAUCAACUAGGCCUUGGAGACAAAGAUGUAGGACACUCAACAUCAAUGACAGCGGUGCCAUCAUCAUCUAUACCAUUACCUCAGGGGGUUCACUUAACAGAACCAGGCGUCAUUUUAACAAAUGAUACUUAUAUUGAGUCACCUCUCAUGAAUAUUUUACCUGUCAAGUUAGUGCAGCCAUUUACAAUAUUAAUUGGGUUACAGUCACAUAAAGUAAACAAUGCAUUUCUCUUCAGCAUUAGAAAUAAAAAUAGACUGCAAUUAGGAGUUCAACUACUACCUAAAAAAUUAGUGGUACACAUUGGAGGAAAGCAGUCUGUAUUUUUCAACUACAGUGUUCAUGAUGAAUUAUGGCACUCAUUUGCCAUUAAUAUUAGAAACAAAGUUAUCUCCAUGUUUGUUAAGUGUGGAAAGAAAUAUUUUUUCAGAGAGACUUUUUCAGACGUUCCGACCUUUGAUGCUAACAGUGUGUUCACCUUAGGAAGUAUAAAUAAUAAUUCUGUCCAUUUUGAAGGAAUAGUAUGUCAGUUGGAUAUAAUUCCUUCUGCAGAAGCAUCUGCGAAUUAUUGCACAUACGUGAAACAGCAGUGUCGCCAAGCAGAUACAUACCGGCCUGAGGCAAAUCUUACACACACAACUAUUAUACCAUCUACAAUACUGGAAACCUCUCCUUUGCUCAAACGAUUUGGUGAAAAAGUACUGUCUGAGCAUACAUUGACUGAUGGCAAAAGCAUUCCAUAUGUUAUAAAUAAUGAUUCUGCAACAGCGCAUAAAGAACCAGAACACAAGGUACCAAGAUCUCCAUUAAUGUCUCUUCCUUUUGGGAAUAUGUCUGCUGUGGCUUUCAUGAACAGUGGAAUUCAGGUCACAGAAAUGACCACUGAAAAACAUAUUCAGACAAAUUUAAGCCAUUCAGCGACACAUCAGCACCUAAGUGAAGCAAGAAUUAAUUCAACCAACAGGAAAUUGACUUCUCCUCUAAAUGCAUCUAACGUCACACAUGAUGAUGGAGAAACUAGCUUCUCACCGUUUAAGAAGAUGUCAUCUAUUCCCUCACAUAUAGAACAGGAUGCAAUUAAUAAUCAGAAGAAGGCUAUUACAGCAAAUCUACACACUAACGAACUCAUGGAAAUGCAACAGAUUUUAAACACAACCUUAUAUAGAGUGACUGGUGAGCUUUCUGUGGAUAACCACCUUGAUCUAAGGAAGGAAGGAGAAUUUGACCCUGACUCCACCUAUCUCAUUGAAAACAGCUAUGAAACUGAGCUUUAUGAUUAUUAUUAUGAAGAUCUUAAUUCAAUGCUCGAAAUGGAGACUCUGAUUGGGCCAAAAGGGGAUACUGGACCACCCGGUCCGCCUGGUCCAGCAGGUAUCCCAGGUCCAGCAGGAAAGAGAGGCCCAAGGGGCAUACCAGGGCCACAUGGAAAUCCCGGAUUACCUGGAUUACCAGGUCCAAAAGGCCCAAAAGGAGAUCCAGGUUUGUCCUCAGGUCAAGCUGUUUUGGGAGAAAAGGGAAUUCCUGGAUUCGCUGGUAAUAUUGGCUCACCUGGUUACCCUGGCAGGCAGGGUUUGGCUGGACCAGAAGGCAACCCAGGUCCUAAAGGUGUAAGAGGUUUUAUUGGUUCUCCUGGAGAAAUAGGACAACUGGGACCUGAAGGAGAGAGAGGGAUUCCUGGGAUGCGUGGAAAGAAAGGUCUUAAAGGAAGACAGGGUUUUCCCGGUGACUUUGGAGACAGAGGCCCCGCUGGUCCUGAUGGCAGUCCUGGACUUGUAGGUAGCAUCGGCCCUCCAGGAUUUCCUGGACUUAGAGGCAGUGGUGGUCUUGUAGGACCAAUUGGAACCUCUGGAAUUCCUGGCCCUAUGGGUCUCUCAGGGAAUAAGGGGCUACCUGGAAUCAAAGGUGAUAAGGGUGAACAAGGCAUUGCAGGAGAACAAGGAGAAUUGGGGUAUCCUGGAGACAAGGGAGCUGUCGGUUUACCAGGACCUCUGGGGAUGAGAGGAAAGCCAGGACCUUCAGGCCAAACAGGUGACCCUGGACCCCAAGGACCAAUUGGCCUUCCAGGACCAGAGGGUUUUCCAGGAGAUAUUGGGAUUCCUGGACAAAACGGCCCCGAAGGACCAAAGGGUCUUCUUGGAAAUAGAGGGCCCCCUGGACCUCCUGGUCUCAAAGGAACUCAGGGAGAAGAAGGACCAGUUGGAUCCUUUGGAGAACUGGGGCCAAGUGGAAAACCAGGUCAAAAGGGUUAUGCAGGUGAACAAGGACCAGAAGGUUUAAAGGGAGAAGUAGGAGAUCCAGGAAACACUGGAAAAAUUGGUGAAACAGGACCUGUGGGUUUAUCUGGAGAAGUUGGAAUGACUGGAAGCACUGGUGAUAAGGGAGAUCGUGGAAGUCCAGGACCACUAGGUGCCCAGGGGGAAAAAGGUGUUAUGGGAUAUCCAGGUCCUCCUGGGAUUCCAGGAUCCAUGGGUCCACUGGGAUUACCUGGUCAUGUGGGGGCAAGAGGACCACCUGGGAGUCAAGGUCCUAAAGGAAGAAGUGGACCAAGAGGACCAGAUGGUCUCUCAGGAGAACAAGGGAUGCAAGGUGCCAAGGGUGAAAAAGGAGAUCAAGGAAAAAGAGGGCCACAUGGUCUUAUUGGUAAAACUGGAACUCCUGGAGACAGAGGAGCUCACGGGAAACCAGGUUUUCCAGGACCCCCUGGGAGCACAGGAGACAGGGGACUUGCAGGUGAACCAGGAUCACGAGGACUGCCAGGUGAUGCUGGACCUCCUGGAGAAAUGGGUACUGAGGGACCUCCAGGCAUUGAGGGAGAAUCUGGUCUACAAGGCGAGCCAGGUGCAAAGGGAGAUGCUGGUGCACCAGGCAGUGUUGGAGGAGCUGGUGAGCCAGGGGUACGGGGUGAACCAGGAGUUCCUGGAGAAGAAGGACUCCAGGGUAAAGAUGGUGUAAAGGGGAGCCCAGGAGGAAGAGGACUUUCUGGAGAAGAUGGAGAAAGAGGAGAAUUUGGGCUACCAGGAAGCACGGGUCCCAUAGGUAGUCCAGGACCAGUGGGUCCUCCGGGAUCUGAAGGAAUUCUGGGAAUUCCAGGACAAAGAGGCCGUCAAGGAAUAAAGGGUGAAAAAGGACAAAUGGGACCCACAGGAGAAACUGGAAGCAAAGGUGCUCCUGGACAAAUUGGAGAAAGUGGUCCUAAGGGUACCAGAGGAACCAGAGGUGCUGUGGGUCAGUUAGGACUGAUGGGUCCCAAAGGAGAACCAGGAAUUCCAGGAUACAGGGGCCAUCAGGGUCAACCGGGACUUUCUGGGUUGCCAGGACCUAAAGGAGAAAAGGGUUACUCGGGAGAAGAUAACACAGUCCUAGGACCUCCUGGGCCUCGAGGUGAACCAGGUCCAGUAGGGGACAGAGGAGAAAGAGGAGUGCCUGGAACAGAAGGUUAUAAGGGUCAUGUUGGUGUACCAGGACCAAGAGGUGCCACUGGACAACAAGGGCCCCCAGGCGAGCCAGGUGAACAGGGUGAACAAGGACUAAAAGGAGAGAGAGGACCUGAAGGUCCUAAGGGGAAAAAUGGAGCACCUGGUCCAUCUGGGAAACCUGGGAUUCCUGGACUUCCAGGCCUUUCUGGGCCAAAAGGGAUGCAAGGGUACCUUGGAGCAGAUGGCAUCUCAGGAAUCCCUGGAAAAGGUGGGCUGCCAGGAAAACAAGGACUUACCGGCAUCAGAGGUAGCCCAGGAGCAACAGGAUUGGCUGGUUCUCCAGGUCCUCGAGGAGCAGAGGGGUCAUCAGGCCUGCCAGGAAGCCCAGGAGUUCUAGGCCCAAAGGGUGAGCAAGGACUACCUGGACAACCUGGAGUGCAAGGUAAAAGAGGUCACAGAGGAGCACAAGGUGACCAAGGACCAUGUGGACAGCCAGGCCGGAAAGGGCCACCUGGAGAGCAUGGUGUUCAAGGUUGGAGAGGUUUCCAAGGAUUCCCAGGUCCCAAAGGUCCUGAUGGAGAUGCUGGAAUUGUUGGAAUAUCAGGUCCUAAGGGUCCUGCUGGACAAAGAGGAAACACUGGCCCCAUUGGCAGAGAAGGUAUAAUAGGUCCAACAGGUAGAACUGGACCCAGAGGUGAAAAGGGUUUUAGAGGUGAACCGGGUCCCCAAGGACCAAGGGGUCAACCUGGGCCUCCGGGUCCACCUGGAACACCGGGUCCAAGAAAACAAAUGGAUCUCAAUGCUGCUAUUCAAGCCUUGAUGGAAUCAAAUGCUGCCCUACAGAUGGAGAGCUACCAGAAUACUGAAGUGACUGUACUUGACCACAAUGCAGAGAUAUUCAAAACCCUGAACUACCUGAGCAAUUUACUGCAUAGCAUCAAGAAUCCUCUUGGCACACGAGAUAACCCAGCACAAACCUGCAAAGAUUUGCUUAACUGUGAACACAAAGUAUCAAAUGGAAAAUACUGGAUUGACCCAAAUCUUGGAUGUUCUUCUGAUGCCAUUGAGGUUUUUUGCAAUUUCAGUGCUGGUGGUCAGACAUGUUUAUCUCCUGUUUCUGUGACAAAGUUGGAAUUUGGAGUUGGUAAAGUCCAGAUGAACUUCCUUCAUUUGCUGAGCUCAGAAGCCACCCAUAUCAUCACCAUCCACUGUCUAAAUGCCCCAGUGUGGACAACUGGACAGACAAGUGGCUCAGGACUGCCUAUUGGUUUCAAGGGAUGGAAUGGAGACAUUUUUGAAGAAAACACUCUACUUGAACCUAAAGUGCUUUCAGAUGACUGCAACAUUCAAGAUGGCAGCUGGCAUAAGACAAAAUUUCUUUUUCACUCCCAGGAUCCUAGUCAACUUCCAGUGAUUGAAAUACAAAAAUUUACUCAUCUCAAAACAGGACAGAAGUACUACAUUGAAAGCAGUUCUGUAUGCUUCCUCUAA
Messenger RNA from Chrysochloris asiatica (Cape golden mole), 4992 nucleotides. RefSeq names its product collagen, type XXIV, alpha 1 (gene COL24A1). Bases 1 to 4992 code for a protein of 1663 amino acids. The transcript is spliced from 58 exons. The record is from RefSeq and is a predicted model, not a curated record. Lineage: Eukaryota; Metazoa; Chordata; Mammalia; Afrosoricida; Chrysochloridae. Gene Ontology annotation, molecular function: extracellular matrix structural constituent.